CUCUUCCAUCAGAGAAUUUAAAUGAUUAUCAAAAUAAAAUAACCUAGCAUAUAGGAAUUAUUAUCACAGAUUACUAGUCAAUGUUAUUAUAUUCAGUGGAAAAUUUGAAUGCAUUUCAUAAGAGAUCUUAAAUUUUCAUCGAUUACUUAGAUAAUGGCCGAUCAUGGAGCUUGUUUACAAACAUACAAUCAAGAACUAGUGAAAUGUUUGGAAGAAUUGAAGUCAAAAAGGAUAAAUAUUUUAGAAAUAAUAAGAAAAGAAGAAUCUGAGGAAGCAAUAUUAGAGCGUAAUAUAUCUGCCCUACAGGAAAAAUUAAAUAAUGUUCAAUGUAAACUGAAAUACCAUAAACAACUAUAUGAUGAUUACACCAAAACAAUACAAGAAACAGAAGCAGGAUUCAAAAAGAUUUUGGAAAGUAGUCAAACACUUUUAAAUCUUGUGCAACAUCAAUCUAAUAAACUCAAGAACAAUACAUCAGCAUAAGGAACUCUGUCGAAUUGAUUUGAUUGGGAUUACUAUAAUGAUGAUUAAGUGUAUCUGAAUUAUUUAUUUUGAAUUAAAUAUAAAUUACAUCACUUACAUUUAACUGAAAGAUUUUUUUUAAAUUGAAACACAAACUGUAUUAAAAUUUACAGAAGUCUCAUAAUCACUCUUUUUCCUCUUUUUGUCUAUAUGCUAAUGACUUUAGUUUAUUUUUGAUUAAAUUGAUGAAAUUUU
Harmonia axyridis is the source of this 717-nucleotide messenger RNA. Its product is annotated as Sjoegren syndrome nuclear autoantigen 1 homolog. The transcript has 3 exons. Lineage: Eukaryota; Metazoa; Arthropoda; Insecta; Coleoptera; Coccinellidae. Gene Ontology annotation, cellular component: ciliary basal body; centrosome. The record is from RefSeq and is a predicted model, not a curated record. The coding region runs from base 154 to 483 and encodes 109 amino acids.